AUGACAGAUAAUACUCCGGUCGACGCUACAAUCACAAUUCGAAUAAUUAAAAAUUUUGAGUAUCGAACUGUUAAAAAUGUAGUUUUACAUAAUAUCAAAUUAGAUACCAUGACAGUCGGUGAAUUAAAGAAAAUUAUAAUAGAAAAGAUAAAUGUAACACCCGCAUUUAAACCUUUUCGUAAUGUAGAUUAUGGUAUUUUAAAUAAUUCUCAAAAUUUAAUUAUAAAUCUUGAAAAUGAUGAUUGGAUUUUGAAUGAUGGAAAUGCUUCAUUAGCUUCUUGUAAUAUAGAGAAUGAAACUGAAUUUUCUUUUUUUAAUCGUGAAGCUUAUGAAAUUUAUAAAUCACAUCCUGAUGUUAUGAAAUGGGAAUGA
This is a messenger RNA of Dentiscutata erythropus, 372 nucleotides long. Lineage: Eukaryota; Fungi; Glomeromycota; Glomeromycetes; Diversisporales; Gigasporaceae. The record is from the annotation of a GenBank genome assembly.